Molecule: messenger RNA, 894 nt
Organism: Cylas formicarius (sweet potato weevil)
Lineage: Eukaryota; Metazoa; Arthropoda; Insecta; Coleoptera; Brentidae
Gene: Tim10
Product: mitochondrial import inner membrane translocase subunit Tim10
Exons: 2
Coding region: 419-673 (84 amino acids)
Biological process (GO): protein insertion into mitochondrial inner membrane
Cellular component (GO): mitochondrial inner membrane
Source: RefSeq, a predicted model, not a curated record
UCCGUUCUGUAGCGAAAAAUUAGACCUUUAAAUAUGUGAUUUAUCUAAGGCCCCAACAACCUUAGCAUUCUCUGGCCGUAACUAAGGAGUCUAGGAAGUUUAAAUCACGCUGGUUUAUUUCAAUCUGUUGAAUUAACACAAUCCUAGCGGUUUCGCGACAGUUAGUUCACCGAAGAAUGGUGUCGAGUGUUCACGCGAAAGUAGCAAUAGGCUGGUGAGCAUUUUGUGAUUUGCUGCGUAGCCGGUGGCAUCGGAGCAUUUUAUUUCGUCAAACGGAGCGUCGACAAGGACCGGUAUGAAAAUAUGAAAGUGAGGCAACGCAUGCAAACUGCGAACGACGGAUCAUACCAACCCAGUUACAGAAAGUUCUCCAGAACAUCGGAAAAUUAGUACGCCCAAGUAAUCGGCAGCUUGUAAAAUGUCUCAGAAGGAACAGCAAAAUCUUCAACUCAUCCAGGAACUGGAAAUCGAAAUGAUGGCGGACAUGUACAACCGCAUGACCGCUGCUUGCCACAAAAAGUGCAUUCCUCCCGUUUACGGUGACUCGGAAAUCGCCAAGGGGGAAGCCGUGUGCAUAGAUCGGUGCGUUGCGAAGUUUUUGGACAUCCACGAACGGAUCGGCAAAAAACUGGGCCAACUGUCUAUGCAGGACGAGUCAUUGCUUAAAAAAUGAGUUUUUCCAGUGUUUAGGAAGUGUAGUUUGGUUUUGUAGAUCUUGUUAUGGUGUUUUGUUUUCUCCUGUUAAAUUGAGACGUUGGCUGUUAUUUUGUUAUAAUGUUCUCAAAAUAUGCAGGUUACUUUGAGUUCCUCCUUUUUAGUACCUGACAUAUGCAACUGGAGAAGAACGCUGUUACUGAGCAGUACAAAUUUUUAUUUGUAUAAUAAAAAGCAUUU